This is a messenger RNA of Cryptococcus amylolentus CBS 6039, 1357 nucleotides long. RefSeq lists its product as hypothetical. The record is from RefSeq and is a predicted model, not a curated record. The coding region runs from base 1 to 1077 and encodes 358 amino acids. The transcript has 7 exons. Lineage: Eukaryota; Fungi; Basidiomycota; Tremellomycetes; Tremellales; Cryptococcaceae.
AUGGCCUCCUCAAUGACGACGCAACCUACUACUGCUGCCAGCCGGGCAAAAAGACUGUCGACUUCCGCUACACCCAGUCUGGUCAAACGCGGGUCUGUGAUCAUGAUGGGGGAGGGGGCGGAGGACGGGGACGUAUCGAUGGAGAAAGAAAAGAUUAAUGACGGGCUCAACAAGACCAACAACUCGCUGCGCAUCAGAAUAUCAGAAUUGGAGACCCUUAUCGAACAGGCCACUGGUCCAGAAGUGGAGAGAUUGUCAGAAGAGGUCUUGACUUUAGAAGAGCUGGAUAAUGAAGCAAAGUUGACGGAAAACGAGAAGCAGAAGCAAUACGUAAAGGAUCUUGAAAACUUGUUGGGAACGCUAGCUGGCCCCUCUUGGAGAAUAGACCAUCAGCUAUCAGCGCCCUCUGCCCCUACUACCAACAUCUGCUCCGCGUCCACCCCGCUCCCAAAGCCAAAACCUAAGCAACUCUCGAGUUCGCUCCGCCACUCCGUAUCAUUCUCAUCUGGUCCCCCCGCAAGCAGGUUGCAUCGUCGGGCGAACAGCACCAUGGAUCUCGGCUCCAUGAUGGCGAGUGUAGGGGCUGGAGCGGGAUUAGGCGCUGUCGAAGAGAUAAGAGAGAGCGGAGGUCAAGACUCUACUCCAACUGGUGCCCUCAGGCGACUGAAUGGUGGACGGUCGGUGAGCGCCAGGCCGGACACUAGCACUACCAAGGAGCUGGAGCGUGUCCCUUCUUCAGCCCCAGUCUCUCACAAGAGGGCUGCGGAACACAUCUUCGAUAAGGACAACGGAUAUGUCAAUGAGCUGGUAGACACCGAACAGCUCAGCAAGGUACUCCGUCUCCUUUCUACAAUCGAUCCCAACACCAUCUCGUCUCUCGUUGGCCGCGAGCUUCAAGACCGAAAUCGACCUGGCCGAGGGGAAACGAACGAGGUCACAAAGGGCGACAAGGAUAGGUCCAUCUUGGAGAAGAUGUUUGAGGAGCAAGAGAGGCGGCUGGCUGCCAGAGAGGAGAGGUUGGACAGGCUAGUGCAGACUGUGAGAAUCAGGGAAGCAAGAUAUGAUAGGCGGGUGUAGGAGGAAAGUCAAGCGAAGGAUGGACUGUGACGUGCUUCCUGUCAGACGCAUUAGGACACGUCUCACGUAAGCACGAUUCCCAGGCGGUCUCGAGCCUAGCUAUUCAACUGUGGGUCUGACCCAGCCUAUGUAAAUUGAACACUCUACACAAUCCGGUUCAUCAUGAUGUCUCUUAAAUGGGUGCCGAGGUUGUCGGUGGCCCGUGGGGGCGUCGCGACGGUGAGUGGGCACACGCGGUGACUGUGUGCUGUGUUCGGGGACACCCAAAGGACGCCUUGCA